AUGUGGGAGUUUAUUUUGAUGAAUGAGCCAACGGGGAAGCGUGUGAAAAGAGCUUCUACAACUCAUCAAAACAGAACGAUUCAUGCUGCUCAUUCCGGUGGGAAGACCUUUUUACAACCACUACCUCUUCCUCAGAGAUGGAUACCAAACGCGUCUCACAACCCACCACCUCGACACCAUACUCUUAUCCAACCUGUUGAUUCCAAUGCUCCAAGGCUUCCACCUCCACAACGGCACGUAGUGGAGCGUCAAGUUGUUCCAAUAUUGAAUCCAGCCCAAAUCUACAAUGCAAACCCAUAUUCCAACCAACCAAUUUUAGCACAGAACUCCAAGCAGAACUACAGUGCUUAUCCGCCACCAGCGCCUCCACCUCGGAAUCCCCUUCCAAACCUUUAUCACCAAAAUUUACAACAAAAUGCUACAGGACAGCCUGCACAGUAUCAGCAGCAAUCAGUGAAUACAAACUAUAAUCAACCUCCGCAACGACGUCCUCCACAACUACAAGUUAGUCCUCCGAAUCAAGCUAUAGAAACUAAUUAUUAUACGGAUAGAAAUGUUGGAAAAUAUCAAAGUCCAAAAAAUAGUGGGAGAAAUCGGAAUAACAGGCGGAAAGGGAAGAAGAAGAAGGGAAGAGCAAAUUCGAAAAUGUGUAGAUUAUGUAGGGAAAUGUCAGAAGAGGAAGAUAGUGAAGAGAAGGAAGUUGCUUGUGAUUUAUGUUCAAAGUCAUCAAAUAGGGGCCGUGGAAGGAAAAAGGGAAGAAAACAAAAGACUAGAACAAAAGACAGCAGUGAAGAAGACGAUAGUGACCGUGAUGAAGACUCUCCAGAAGGCGAAGGAGCACAAAUCGAUGAUAUAACAGAAGAUGGAGAUGGCGAUUACUACGAUGAUGAGGACCGUACUACACAGAAACCCACUACCGUAUCCCAACCCACAAUAAUUGAUUUCGCGAAGAGGGCAGAGCAGAACAAACUUAUGAGGAUUCCAGUUUACAGGGGAAAGAAAUUAGAAAACAAAGACGCCUAUAGAACAGGAUCCGGAGAGCACGGAGACGGAGAUGGUCACAGGGAAGAAGAAGAGAAGUCCGAGUACAGUUCUAAUAUUCGAGAAGGAGAAAAACAAACGAAGUACUCCAGCAAACCGAAUGUAAAGUAUUCCUAUCCUCCGAAAGAUACUCUUCCACUCCAAACUUGUUUUCAUAAUCCAUCUGGAUAUGUUUGCUGUAAUUUGGAAUUGAAUAAUGUUGUCGAAUCGACAUAUAAAGAAGUAAAAGAGCUCCCGAAUUUCAAUCCUUGUAACCUUCAACUUAUCGCAAAUAAAUUGCAAAGAGCUACGGAAAAAAUGUUUGGACACCCGUUCGAAAGUGUUGUGUCUCAUGCGGAUUUUGCUCAAAAUAUCAAUUUCUCAGGAGAUUUGGUCUGUAAAUUGGAGAUUGAUGGAAAAUACAUGAUUGUAUACGGUACCCCUUACCAUGCUGAUGACGCAGUCGGACCACAAGGGCCCGAUGGAAAACCUUUACCAGUCAGAUCGUUAAAAUUAUGA
This is a messenger RNA of Caenorhabditis briggsae, 1539 nucleotides long. It is a transcript of the gene Cbr-grd-9, whose product is annotated as Protein CBR-GRD-9. Bases 1 to 1539 code for a protein of 512 amino acids. NCBI's taxonomy places the organism in Eukaryota, Metazoa, Nematoda, Chromadorea, Rhabditida, Rhabditidae. The transcript is spliced from 7 exons. The record is from RefSeq and is a predicted model, not a curated record.